UUUUUUUUCCUUCUCCUCCAGGUCAUGUGGAGUCAGCAUUCCUUCCUUCCCCCUCCCCACUUCCUCCCUUCCCCCAGUCUCUGCAAUUAGCUAAUGGGUGCCUGGGAACAUCUGGAAGGAAGUGGGUCCACCUUCAAUUUGCAAACUGCUCGCUGGGAGAGAGUGAGACAGGGAGAGAGAGAGAGAGAGAGAGUUUCCUGCAGCCAGUCUAUCAGUACGGGGCCACUUCUGCUUUACUGAAAGCCUUUUUGAGCAUCACAGCCCAUACACUGCGAGUCUGCUUAGAUUGAGCGGUGGGGUCGCUCCCUGAAUGAAAGUCUAACAAGGAGCUCCUUUGAAGUUGCUGAGCUGCAGAUGGCUGAGGAUUUUUAAGGUCGAGCUUUGGCACUGGAGGAAGAAAAGUGAAAGGUAAAAAGAAACUAUUGGAUGAAGCAAUGCCAACACCACAUCACACAGUUUGGAGUAUUAUUUCUGUUCAUUAGUUUACUGGGCAAUGUGAACGAAUCAUCAGCAACACUCUCCUGCUUGGAUUUCUCCACCAUAGUUUACUGAAUCCAUCAUUCCAAUCUUCAGACCAAACGUUUCCUGAAGCUGACCUGUUGGCUCAUCUGCCGAUAACUGCCGAACUGAAUGGAUAUUCCAAAGGCAGAGGUGACCCUCAUCACCAACAGCAUCCAAGCCUAUAUGCAAAUUAAGUUAAACCCAGAAAAGGCUGCCUUGUACUUCAUCACUGGGGUGUGCUUUGGCCUCAUCCUGACUCUUUGCCUGCUGGUCAUCCGAAUAUCCUGCCACGCUCGCACAGCGGCUGCUGCCCCAGUCAAGAGGAAGGCUGAGGAAGGUAGCGAGGAGGAGGAUGAGGAGGAGGAGGACGAGGAGGACGAGUUGGACAGUGUGCCGCCCACAACGACGGACUUGACACUGGCCAACCAUGCCCAGACCCACACCAGCUCCAAUGUGAACGUCUUUACUUCUGCCGAGGAGCUGGAGCGCGCCCAGCUGCUGGAGGAGAGAGAGCGUAUCAUUCGUGAGAUCUGGCGAAGUGGGCAGCCGGACAUUCUGGGCAGCGGGUGCCAUCAGUUCGAAAUGGAGCUGUUGCCCAACGGAGGCCAGAGAGAACAUCGAACCUGGAGCCCAAACUCCGAGGGCAAGUACUAGGGGAAGAAAGGAAGAUAAAGCCAUUUUUUAAAAAAAGAGAAAUGUUUAUUAAUUAGCCACAGACAUAUGGAAAACAAAGGACCAAAAUUGAAUAGAUAAGAAUUUGUACCAGAUGUAUGGAAUUACCAAAAUCAGAAAAACACAAAGAAACAAAAUAGUACCAAAGGUUUGCAGAAUAGGGAUUGCAAGCAGGCUGUUCGUUUAAUAUGGAUUUGUACAUCCAGCUGAGUUGUGUUGGAAACUGUUGUUAGAGCACAGAUAUUGCGUUAAAGUCACUGCCGUCUAAUGCUGUAUGUAGGACGGACAACUCAGAAUCAUUCCACUGAUGGGGAAGAAGCAAUGCAUUCACCAAGGAAAAUCCAGCCUGAUUGAAAGCUGUCCCUUCAGAUAUUGACAAUUCUACCUUCUCCCAAAGAGGAAAUGUUCCAAUUCCAGGGACCCUCAAAUUUGUUGUCUUACUGUUACUGGAAAUAGCCACUGAUCCCUGGGAGAAUUUUAUUGAUUUUCCCUGAACUUCUCCAAUCCCAUCCCAAAUCUCCGAUUCUCCAACCUCAAAUCGAACUUCAUAUCCAAUAUUUUUGUAUAUUCAUAAACACUAUUUUCUGAUGAGCAUGAUAUUUUAGAAUAUAUAACUAGUGCAAUGAUCUGGAUUGGUUUCCAGAGCCUCAUUGUAUAUGGUGCUUGGACUCUUUAAGAAAUGCACUUGUGGAAAAUGGUACUGUUUUUAUAGCUUUACCCACAAUGGGACCAAUGUGUUACAUGUUGCUUACCUGUAUAGUCCAAUGUGUUACAUGUUGACUUAUCUAUAUGUAUCUUAUCUGUAUGGUCAGUGCACUACAUGUGUCAUGCCUGUAUGGACCAAUGUAUUGCAUGUGACAUACUUGUAUGGACCAGCUUGUUACAUGUAACUGGUGCAUUAUGUGUAACUUACCUACAAGGAGGAAGUUGCUGCAUGUGAUUAAUACAAGUGCCUUAUUAUUGAUGUCUUAGUAACACAAAGGGCUGGAUUUCUGCUCCUGAGGCCGAUAGCUGGAGUCAGGAAAUUUCCCAAUUUGGCAGACCCGCCUCAGUUUAAAGGGUCCCUUAGGACUUAAUUUUUGCUCUGGGGAGCUGGGGUAGGAUAGAGCUGGGUCUGCCAACCCCGGAAGCAGAUCCUAGGUGGCCACAUGGGUGGGUGGUGCCGAGACUGCUGAGUAGGCCCACCUCAGUUCUCUGGGACUUCGUCAAAGUCAUUUUAGACAUUGUUCGGCCCUCUAGCCCUCACUCCUCAUACCCUUUCACCCCCCCAUGCCCCUUCAUACCCCAUGCCACCUCCAUGCCAACUUGUCCCCAACCACCACACAUGCACCUCAUAUCCCCAUGUAACCCCAUAGCCCCUCGCCCAGUGUCUACCAUGGGCAGACCGCAGGAGCCAUGUGGAGAUGAAAAAAUAAAUUUAUAACAAUCUAAUACCGCUCUCAUCAUACACACUUGAUAGUGAAAAAAAAAUUCCCAUUCAAGUAACCCAUUCAAAGCUUUUAAAUAUCCUCAAGUGGUUAAUUUCUUAUUAAAACAAUAAACUUCUAUUCAGACCCUGUAUCAAAGACAGCCAAUCCUUUAAUAGCCUCUUUAAAAUGUCAAUCAAACUAUGAAUCCCCUGCUGAGGUAAUAGUGGCUUUUGAAACCCAGCCAAGCAUUCAUAGUGAACUAAUAAUAGCCCUUAGGCAAAUGUCAACAAUGAACUUGAUUGAAACUGCAUGACCAGAUGGUUUUUUUUCUAACCUAUGCCAGAUGGCCUGUCAAUCAAAGCAGUGCAGCAGAGUUUUUUUUAACUCUCACUGAUAGCUUCAGUCUUUUUGUUCCAUGUUUAAAGAGUGGGAGAUUUAAAAUACUUCAAACCAUGACACCUAAACAGACUUUAUACAUCCUUCAAGAGAGUUUACAUUUACUCCAUCAAUUUGUGGCUCCCACAAUGUUGGUAAAAGUCCUUGCAACAGCCAAAAUGAGGUCUGUUUGAAAUCAACACUAAGUUCAAAUGGCCCUACUGAGCUUGGGUUUCCCUGCUGUGUGAAACACACCCAUCUCCCUUCCUCCUGCUGGCAAAAAUUGGACAUAUUGGAAAUGGGGGCAUAAAUUCCGCAUCCCGGUCUCACCCGCUAUUUUCAAAGGUCCACAGAUUAUUCUUGACUCCGCAACUAUCAGGCCCAAAAACCUAUAAUUCCAAAAAUGCUUCACUUGACACCUUGUUUUUCUAGGUCAGUGACAUAACAACAGAAUUGGAAAGAGGAUCAAAAUGGACAAAAUUCACAUUCCUUGCUUUAAAAUGACACUUUGACACUUUUGUUUGAUAGACAACAAAUCAGCGGAGGAGUCUCAUCAUCCUCCCACCCCCAUCUCCCCCUCCCCCAGGCACUGCUGAAUUAGCUGAUCUCAUUUGGGGGCAGUACCACAGCUGAUCGCAAUGUUGGGGAAGGGUAAACCAAGCAAUGUUUCCAUUUAUGAAAGCAAUCUGAUGCCCCCUGUUUACAAAGAAUACGUGCUGUCAGGAUGUGUGGAUACAGAAGAGUUGUCCCCACCCAUUGACGACACCUCAGCUUAAGUCACGACCUGCAAGAAAAUAGCUGCACCAUCAUAUCACUGAAGCAUACCAACAGCCACCUUGUGAUGUUAAUUUUUGUGAAACCAUACACUGGUUAUGGAUGUCUUGGAUCCGGAAGUUGAAUAAUGUCUUCAGCACAGAGACCCGGUUCAACUCCAAUCCAGAUAAAAAGCCUCCUUCAUCUGUUGGCUGUAAGGGAUAAAGCUUGCCCUGGCUGAUCAGUGCAUUGUAUGUGGCUUAACAACGGCUCUACCUGAGAAGUGUGAAGUGAUACAUUUUGACAGGACGAAUGUGGAGAGGCAACAUAAACUAAAUGGUACUAAAUGGUUUAAUGGAGUUGCAGAAAUAGAGAGGCCUGGGGUUGAAGUGCAUAAAUCUUUGGUGGCAGGACAGGCUGUUAAAAAAGCAUACGGGAGCAUUAACUUUAUAAACAGACAUGGAGAGUACAAAAGCAAGGAAGUUAUGCUAAACCUUAAUAAAAAUUGAUUAGGUCGCGGCUGGAGUAUUGUGUGCAACUCAGGAAUAUCAAACCCUUUGAGAAGGUGCAGAGAAGGUUUACUGGAUUAGUACAGCGGAUGAGGGACUUUAGUUAUGCAGAGAGACCAGAGAAGCUGGGAUUGUUUUCCUUAGAGAAUAGGGGAGGCUUAAUAGAGCUGUUUGAAAUCAUGGCGGGUUUAGAUGGAGUAAAGAAGGGGAAACUCUUUCCAGUGGCAGAAAGGUGGGUUACCAGAGGAGAAGAUUAAAGGUGAUUGGCAAAAGAACUGGAGGCAAGGUGAGGAAAAUUCUUUUUACGCAGCAAAUUGUUAUGGUCCAGGAUGCACUGCCUGAAAGGGUGGUGGAAGCAGACUCAAUAGUAACUUUGAAAAGAGAAUUGGAUAAAUAUUUGAAAGGGAAAAACUUGGAGGGCUGUGGGGAAAGGGUAGGGGCAAAGUGAAUAGUUCUGUCAGAGUUGGCACAAGGUACAAUGGGCGGAAUGACCUCCUUCUGUGCCGAAUAAUUACAUGAUUCUAUGAAAUGAAUUUUGAACAUUCCCAAUACAGCCCACAGAGAGAUGCCAAACAAAACUGUUUUUAUUUGGUACUAAAUUGGCAAUCACAGAGAAAGGGAAAAAGGAAAAAAAAAACCCUUUGAGAUGGUAAAGUGACACAUUGUGGGCAGUGUAGAAGGAGCUUUACUCAAUAUCUAACUUGUGCUGUGUCUGUCCCGGAACUGGUUGCUGGGACAUUGUAGAGGGAGCUUUACUUCAUUUUGAUACUGUAGCUUCCAAAAUGGAAACUAUCCCAUUCUCCAGCACUAACAUCUCACCUUGAUGAGCACAAAGUGAAUGUCUCUAUCUUCAUUUAUGUUCUUUUACACACAUGUUGAAGCUGGUGAUGGCAAUCGGGAUCCUUCUGAGCAGCAAGAAAAUAAAUGUGAUCCCCUUACUAACAUUUCAACAGCUUGUACCUAAGGCCAAUUAUUGAGAUACCAUGUUAUCCAAUGAGCUGGCUGACUGAUCAUUUAUAAUAAUUCCCUUGAUAUUGUGCCACUGGAAUGAGGCUCUGACUUAGCCUCACUUAAUGAAACAUCUGACUGUGAUUGACAGCAGAUCAAAACUUUUUCACCUCUUAUAACAGCAUUUUCAUUGUGUACCUUAAAAUAGACUCACAUGCAAGAGAACUCAACGAAGCAAAAUGGCACUCAGUCAUUAUUUGGUCAGACAUUUGGUCAGAUGACAAUACCUCUUCAAAUUAGGACUGUUUCAUGGAAGGAAUUAGAUUGUACUGUUUGAUAUUUGUAUGAAAUUGGUCUGUCCAUUCCUGUCGCUUAGAUCUUAAACCAUUGAACCCUGUCAGUGACUGAAGAACAUUGUUAAAAUGAGGAUAAAGGAUUUUCACAGGAACAUGUCAAUGUAGCUCAGCACGAUUUCAACCCAUGUGACUCUAGCUGGACAUGGAAAGUGAAGCAUUGAUUUACAGAGUGUGAGCUCCAAGUUGUAAUCUAAUAACUCUGCCCUCUCAAAUGUUACCAUUGCUUCAGGUUAUAUUUUAUUUUGCUUAAUAAAAACUAUAGUUGAA
Molecule: messenger RNA, 5790 nt
Organism: Carcharodon carcharias (great white shark)
Lineage: Eukaryota; Metazoa; Chordata; Chondrichthyes; Lamniformes; Lamnidae
Gene: eva1ba
Product: eva-1 homolog Ba (C. elegans)
Exons: 4
Coding region: 631-1155 (174 amino acids)
Source: RefSeq, a predicted model, not a curated record